AUGCGAGUCUCCACAGAGAUCUUCAAUCUCGUCCAUUGUGAUGGUGCCUCCACCACCGAUCUAUGGGCGGCCCUUCGUCAGCUCUUCCAGGACAACGUCGAUGCUCGCGCCAACAAUCUCCACACCGAGCUUCAGAAUAUGGUGCAAGGUGAUUCACCAGUCGGUGUCUACUGCCAACGCCUCAAGGCGAUCGCGGAUGAACUCCGCGAACUUGGUGAUCCGAUCGACGAUCGCCAGCUCAUCAACGUCCUCCUCGUCGGCCUCAGCGAGCGGUUGGAGAAGCAGGCCUCCUUCAUCCCUAUGAUGCGUCCGCGUCCCUCCUUCGUCGAGGCCACCGCAGUUCCGCACGGUGCCCGCUCCUGCUCCACCCCCGGCUCCACCAACUGCACCACCCUCGCCCCCGGCUUCAUCAACUGCACCACCACCGCCGCCAGGAUGGCGCCCAUCUCCUGA
This is a messenger RNA of Aegilops tauschii subsp. strangulata, 453 nucleotides long. RefSeq lists its product as uncharacterized. The record is from RefSeq and is a predicted model, not a curated record. Lineage: Eukaryota; Viridiplantae; Streptophyta; Magnoliopsida; Poales; Poaceae.